This is a messenger RNA of Penicillium chermesinum, 2577 nucleotides long. RefSeq names its product M28 family metallopeptidase. Lineage: Eukaryota; Fungi; Ascomycota; Eurotiomycetes; Eurotiales; Aspergillaceae. Gene Ontology annotation, molecular function: carboxypeptidase activity. The record is from RefSeq and is a predicted model, not a curated record. The transcript has 2 exons. The coding region runs from base 1 to 2577 and encodes 858 amino acids.
AUGCCCGACGAGAAGUACGAUUAUCAGUCCCUUCCGAUCCCCUCCUACGAAGAGGCCAUCGGCCAUGCCUCUUCAUCGCGUUCUGAUGUGGGCGACACCGAUGGCAACGAUGCCGAGCGUCAGGGGCUCCUCCAGCGUGACGCCUCUAACUACCAACCCCCGACUGUCGAAUCCGUGCGCGGCAGCCUCGAUGAUCUCGCCUCGUCGGUAUCGGGCUCCUCUCGCGGGUCCGCAGAGCAACUCCGCCAGGAAAUAGACCAGAUGGACGUCGAUGAUUCCGAGCAAGGUGUCUCCAGCCGCGGCCGACUACGGUCCUCGUUCUCCAAGCGAUUCUCUAGCCUCACGCGAACCCUCUCUGCAAUCCAACGUCCUUUCCAACGAUAUCUGCCCCGGCUUUACGGUCUCCGCUUCAAUGUGAGCAUCGACGAUGCCCGGGCGCGCAUGAAGGAUCAGGGGUGCUUAAUGCUGCUACGGCUUUUCGCCCUCAUGCUGGUUGUGAUAUUGGUGUAUGUCUUCUUUAUCGGAGAUAUCUUCAACUUGAACAACCGUAUGAUCAUGGGUCAGACGUACAGCGCAUCCUCUGUGGAAAACUUUGUCCAAGGACAUAUCAACGAGACUAACAUUGCCGAGAAUCUAAAGCAUAUCACCCAAUUCCCCCACAUCGCAGGCACCGAGGGCAGUUUUGUUCUGGCGGAAUGGAUCGAGUCAGCUUUCCAUCAAGCCAAUUUCGAUCACGUGAAGUGGGAAGAAUACCAAGUUUACCUUAACUACCCCAAAGAGGAUGGUCGCAAGGUGGCCAUCAUCGACCCUCCUUAUCUGGCGUGGGAAGCGUCUCUCGAAGGAAACGAUGCGGGCACUCCGGCAUUUCAUGGACAUUCGAAGUCUGGUAAUGUCACUGGGCCUUUAGUGUACGCCAACUACGGAUCCCGGGAGGAUUUCGAGUGGCUUGCGAACAAUGGGAUUUCACUCAAUGGGUCGAUUGCUCUUGUCCGUUAUUAUGGAACUGAGCCAGACCGGGCCCUGAAAAUCAAGGCUGCUGAAAUGGCUGGGGCUGUGGGAUGCAUCAUAUACUCCGACCCUCAAGAUGAUGGUUUCGUCAAAGGCCCAACCUAUCCGAAGGGUCGUUUUAUGCCAACUGACGGGGUUCAGAGAGGCGCUGUUAGUCUGAUGUCUCAGGUUGUCGGUGAUGUUCUGAGCCCCGGGUUCGCAUCCACUCCUGGCGAGAGUCGUCGGCUCACUCCCGAAGAUAGUCCUGGCCUGGUCCAAAUUCCGAGUCUUCCGCUUUCCUGGAGUGAUGCGCAGCGUUUAUUAAAGGCACUUGAAGGCCACGGAAGCAAAGUUCCCAAGGACUGGAUCGGCGGUGUACCCAAAAUUGAGUGGUGGACCGGUGAUGAUAGUUCACCAACUGUCCAAUUAAUGAACCUACAGGACGAGGUUCAGCGGAUGCCAAUUUACAAUGUCCGUGGAACCAUCCUGGGUCUGGAAGAGCGCGAUAAGGUGAUCAUAGUCGGUAAUCACCGCGACUCCUGGUGCUUGGGAAGUGUUGAUCCCGGCAGCGGCACUGCGGUCUUCAUGGAAGUCGUGCGUGCCUUUGGUGAACUUCUCAAUUACGGCUGGCGGCCCCUUCGUUCCAUUGAGUUUGUGAGCUGGGAUGGCGAGGAGUACAAUUUGAUCGGGUCCACUGAAUACGUCGAGGAUCAUGUCGAAACCCUUCGCUCGAACGCAUACGCCUACCUUAAUGUGGACGUGGGGGUGGCUGGCUCGGAGUUUCGCGCGGCAGGUUCACCCGCCUUCGAACGCUCUAUGCUCCAGAUUCUAGGUCGCAUCUCCGACCCAUUUGCUAAUAAGACACUAAAAGACAUCUGGAAAGAAAAGGGCCAAAAGCUAAGCCCCCUGGGAGCAGGCAGUGAUUACGUCGCUUUCCAAGAUAUUGCAGGCACCUCAAGCAUUGAUUUCGGAUUUGAGGGUGAUCGCUACCCCUAUCAUAGCUGCUACGAGAACUUCGACUGGAUGGAGAAGUUCGGAGAUCCCGGUUUUCAGUACCACAAAGCCCUCGCCCAGUUCUGGGCUCUUCUCUUGCUGGACUUCUCGGAGAACCCGGUGCUUCCAUUUGAUUUGGAGGCUUACUCUCGAUACAUCACUGAAUGGGUGCAACAAUUAGACGAUCACUUCAAGGCUUCCAAGGCCGAUAUUAACAUGGGACCCUUGUACGAUGCGGCCAAAGAUCUUGAAACCAAUGCUACUGCAUUUGCAUCAUGGAACCAGGUCUGGCACGAUACUGUAUGGGGCUCUGGUGGAUACGAAAGCAACCUGAUGGCCGUGCAGCGUGUCAAGCGCAAUCUGCGGAUGGCCAGUUUUGACACCCAUCUCCUCGAUCUGGGGGAAGGCGGUGGCAUUCCUAAUCGCACUCAGUUCCGCCAUGUUAUUUUCGGACCUGAACUUUCGUCUGGCUAUGGCGCCUCUGUGUUCCCUGCCGUCCGAGAUAGCUUCAGCACAGGAGAUCUGACUCUCACCCAACAUUGGAUCGAUCGUGUUGCUCACAUCAUUCGAGAUGCCAGUGCCAAACUGCUCGAAUAA